Molecule: messenger RNA, 1766 nt
Organism: Lycium barbarum (goji berry)
Lineage: Eukaryota; Viridiplantae; Streptophyta; Magnoliopsida; Solanales; Solanaceae
Product: lysine histidine transporter 2-like
Exons: 6
Coding region: 253-1581 (442 amino acids)
Cellular component (GO): plasma membrane
Source: RefSeq, a predicted model, not a curated record
ACCAAAAAGCAUAUAGUGAGGGAACUGCAUGUGCUUCUUUAAUUCAAAGGGUUAAAACUAAGGACUCUAUUUAUUCACAUUGAGUCCUUCUUUGGUCCCUGUGUAUCUCUAACUUCUAAUUCUUGUUCACACUUUCGGUUCCCUCCAUAAAGUAAAAAAACGAAAUCUCUUUUUUGUUGAUAAUCAAAAACUCCACGAAUAAAAAAAAAAAUACACGCACACAGUUGAAAACGAAAAAAAAAAAUCUAAGCAAUGGCUCAUGCUAAUGAAAAAGAGGUAGAUACAAGAACGGAAGAGGAGAAAGCCAUAGAUGCAUGGCUUCCCAUCACAUCCGAUCGAAAUGCAAAAUGGUGGUAUUCUACUUUUCAUAAUGUCACAGCCAUGGUUGGUGCUGGUGUCCUCAGUCUCCCAUAUGCCAUGUCUGAGAUGGGAUGGGGGGCUGGGGUGAUAGUAAUGCUGCUGUCGUGGGCCAUAACAUUCUACACAAUAUGGCAAAUGGUGGAGAUGCAUGAAAUGGUACCAGGCAAGAGAUUUGAUAGAUACCACGAGCUAGGUCAACAUGCAUUUGGUGAGAAACUUGGUCUUUGGGUAGUUGUACCCCAACAAAUUGUGGUGGACGUGUGUUCUUGCAUUAUAUACAUGGUUACAGGUGGGAAGUCAUUGAAGAAAUUCCACGAAACAGUUUGUCCAGAUUGUCAACCAAUAAAACUGACCUACUUCAUCAUCAUCUUCUCGUCAGUACACUUUGUGUUAUCUCACUUACCAAAUUUCAAUUCGAUAUCAUUGGUGUCGUUGGCAGCAGCAGUGAUGUCGUUAACAUAUUCGACAGUUGCAUGGGCAGCAUCAGUAGGGAGAGGUAUUGAAGGGAGAGAAGUGAGAUAUGAACUUAGGAGUGAAAAGACUGGUGACAGAAUAUUCAUGUUCUUGAGUGCUCUUGGAGAUGUGGCAUUUGCAUAUGCUGGACAUAAUGUUGUGCUUGAGAUUCAAGCAACUAUUCCUUCAACACCUGAAAAACCUUCAAAAGGUCCUAUGUGGAAAGGUGUAUGGGUCGCUUAUCUCAUCGUUGCUAUCUGUUAUCUCCCUGUGGCUUUCGUUGGAUAUUGGGCCUUUGGUAAUUCCGUCGAGGAUAACAUCCUUCUUUCACUCGAAAAACCUAUGUGGCUUGUUGCUGCUGCUAACUUGUUUGUUGUCGUUCAUGUCAUUGGAAGUUACCAGGUUUUCGCAAUGCCCAUGUUCGACAUGAUAGAGACAUAUGCCGUGAAAUCUAUGAAACUAAAACCUUCCACUGUUCUUCGCUUCGUAGUGCGGACAGCAUAUGUUGCAAUUACUUUGUUCGUGGGAAUGACAAUACCAUUCUUUGGUGGCCUAAUGGGAUUCUUUGGUGGAUUUGCUCUGGCCCCAACAUCGUAUUAUCUUCCUUGCAUCUGCUGGCUUAUCAUUGUUAAGCCCAAAAGAUUUGGUUUCUCUUGGUGUAUGAAUUGGUUCUGCAUCAUAGUUGGGGUACUGCUGACCGUUUUAUCGCCCAUUGGAGGGAUGUGGACUCUUAUCAAACAAGCCAAGAGUUACCGUUUCUACCAGUGAUUUGCGAUUUCUUUUCUCUGAAAACAUGCGACUGUAAAUAGUUAUCUUUUCUUUUUUCCUUUUUCCAUUUUUUUGUUACAUUUACUUUUCAGAAUAAUUUAGAACAAAAAGAAUGUAAUUUGUUAUAGAUGCUUAACUGCCUUUGUGAAUAAUGCUUGGAAAUAAAACAGCUACAUUUAGGAGUA